GAGUUUUGUAAGUCGAUUGGAUAUCAAGUGAGCUGUUCUCUUCUCCCUUAAAUCUGGAAAUCUGAAAAAGUUGAAAAAAGAAGACUUAAAAAUAUUUACAUAAAAAAAUUCUUAAGAAAUUUUUCAAAAUCAGAAAAAAAUUUUAUUAUAAAAAUUAAAAGAAAUUACAAAAAAGGAUAUUUUUGUUAACAAAAAAAAGAACACCUACACAUUUUCUUUAAAAAAAAGUUAUAACUAAAAGUGCUUUAAAGCUUUGCUUACAUAAAAGUUUAAUUUUUUAACGCUCCAAGUUUAAUUCGAAAAAAAAUCUCAAUAUGAGGGAAAUUGUUCAUUUACAAGCCGGUCAAUGUGGCAACCAAAUUGGUGCUAAGUUUUGGGAAAUUAUCUCCGAAGAACAUGGUAUUGACUGUAAUGGCAUUUACAAUGGCGAAAGCGAUUUGCAAUUAGAACGUGUCAGUGUAUAUUAUAAUGAAGCUUCAGCGGUUACCCGUUCCUCUGGUGGCAAAUAUGUACCACGUGCCAUUUUAUUGGAUUUGGAACCCGGUACCAUGGAAGCAGUGCGUUCUGGACCAUAUGGCCAACUCUUCCGUCCCGAUAACUUUGUUUUUGGUCAAUCAGGCGCUGGCAAUAACUGGGCCAAGGGUCAUUACACCGAAGGUGCUGAGUUAGUGGACAAUGUUUUGGAUGUUGUACGCAAGGAGUGUGAAAAUUGUGAUUGUUUACAAGGUUUCCAAUUGACUCAUUCUUUGGGUGGUGGUACCGGCUCUGGUAUGGGUACCUUAUUGAUAUCCAAAAUACGUGAAGAAUAUCCCGAUCGCAUAAUGAACACCUAUUCAGUGGUACCUUCACCCAAGGUUUCGGAUACUGUGGUCGAGCCCUACAACGCCACCUUGUCCAUACAUCAGUUGGUGGAGAAUACCGAUGAAACGUAUUGUAUUGAUAAUGAAGCCUUAUAUGACAUUUGUUUCCGCACCUUAAAGGUUUCAAAUCCCAGUUAUGGGGAUUUGAAUCAUUUGGUCUCCUUGACAAUGUCUGGAGUUACCACUUGCUUGCGUUUCCCGGGCCAGUUGAAUGCCGAUUUGCGUAAAUUAGCUGUUAAUAUGGUGCCUUUUCCACGUUUACAUUUCUUUAUGCCUGGUUUUGCUCCUCUCACUUCACGUGGCUCUCAGCAGUAUAGAGCUUUAACAGUACCCGAAUUGACUCAACAGAUGUUUGAUGCCAAAAAUAUGAUGGCUGCCUGUGAUCCACGUCAUGGUCGUUAUUUGACCGUUGCCGCCGUAUUCCGUGGACGCAUGUCCAUGAAAGAAGUCGAUGAACAAAUGUUGGCGGUACAAAACAAGAACAGUUCUUACUUUGUAGAAUGGAUUCCCAAUAAUGUCAAGACUGCUGUUUGUGACAUACCACCCAAGGGCUUGAAAAUGUCCUCCACCUUUAUAGGUAACACCACCGCCAUUCAAGAACUAUUCAAACGUAUCUCCGAACAAUUCUCCGCUAUGUUCAGACGCAAAGCUUUCUUGCAUUGGUACACUGGUGAGGGUAUGGAUGAAAUGGAAUUCACUGAGGCCGAAAGUAACAUGAACGAUUUGGUUUCGGAAUAUCAACAAUAUCAAGAAGCGACUGCUGAUGAUGAAUUUGAUCCUGAGGUGCAUCAAGAAGAGGUUGAGGGUGAUUGCAUUUAAUCGAAAAGUCAGAGAAAUGUCGAGGAGUGUGCUUUGGAGAUACGUUUGCAAAGAGAACGUCAGGUGGCAGUUGAGACAACUGUGUGCUAUGAACAGGAAAUACGUUCAUUGUUAAAUACUCUCAAGUGUUUUCUUUGAAAUUCUCUUUGCUUAAGCGUUUGUUUUUCAUACGAUCACACUACAAAAUUAUAAGUUAAUAUAUACCCCAACACACACACACUCUCUCUCCCUCUUUGUCUUUUUGUCUCGUUUUGCCGAAAAAUAAUAACCGAAACUCACGACAACACUCACGUUUAAAACGAUAACUUAGUUGUACUCAAUUAAUUUAAAA
Lucilia cuprina (Australian sheep blowfly) is the source of this 2010-nucleotide messenger RNA. It is a transcript of the gene betaTub60D, whose product is annotated as tubulin beta-3 chain. Gene Ontology annotation, biological process: microtubule cytoskeleton organization; mitotic cell cycle. Gene Ontology annotation, cellular component: microtubule; cytoplasm. Lineage: Eukaryota; Metazoa; Arthropoda; Insecta; Diptera; Calliphoridae. Gene Ontology annotation, molecular function: GTP binding; GTPase activity; structural constituent of cytoskeleton. The transcript is spliced from 4 exons. The record is from RefSeq and is a predicted model, not a curated record. Bases 315 to 1679 code for a protein of 454 amino acids.